Dipodomys ordii (Ord's kangaroo rat) is the source of this 939-nucleotide messenger RNA. RefSeq names its product retinol dehydrogenase 8 (all-trans) (gene Rdh8). Gene Ontology annotation, molecular function: estradiol 17-beta-dehydrogenase [NAD(P)+] activity. The record is from RefSeq and is a predicted model, not a curated record. Gene Ontology annotation, biological process: estrogen biosynthetic process. The transcript is spliced from 6 exons. Gene Ontology annotation, cellular component: cytoplasm. Bases 1 to 939 code for a protein of 312 amino acids. Lineage: Eukaryota; Metazoa; Chordata; Mammalia; Rodentia; Heteromyidae.
AUGGCGGCCUCCCCUCGGACGGUGCUGAUCUCCGGAUGUUCUUCAGGAAUCGGCCUGGAACUUGCUGUCCAGCUGGCUCAUGAUCCUAGGCAGUGUUACCAAGUGGUAGCCACCAUGAGGGACCUUGGAAAGAAAGAGGCCCUGGAGGCAUCUGCUGGGAGUGCUCUGGGGAAGACUCUCACGGUGGCGCAGCUGGAUGUGUGCAAUGAUGACUCAGUGGCCCAGUGCCUCAGUCACAUCCCAGGAGGGGACGUGGAUGUGUUGGUGAAUAACGCAGGAGUGGGGCUGGUGGGCCCCCUGGAGGGGCUCAGCAUAACUACCAUGCAGAAUGUCUUUGACACCAACUUUUUUGGGGCCAUCCGUCUGGUCAAAGCUGUGCUUCCAAGCAUGAAGAAGAGGAGACGGGGUCACAUCGUGGUGGUCAGCAGUGUCAUGGGACUGCAAGGUGUCAUGUUCAAUGAUGUCUACGCCGCCUCCAAGUUUGCCCUGGAAGGAUUCUUCGAGAGCCUCGCCAUCCAAUUGCUUCAAUUCAAUAUCUUCGUCUCCCUGGUGGAGCCCGGCCCAGUGAUCACAGAGUUCGAGGGGAAGCUGUUGGCUCAGAUCUCUACGAGUGAGUUUCCAGGGGCUGAUCCUGACACCUUGGCCUUCUUCCGGGAUCUCUACCUCCCAGCCUCCGCGGAGCUCUUCCGCUCCGUGGGUCAGAGCCCACAGGAUGUGGCCAAGGUCAUCGUCAAGGUCAUCGGUGCAACCCGACCUCCCCUGCGAAGACAGACCAAUGCGCGCUAUGCUCCUCUGACAGUGCUCAGAGCUGUGGACCCCUCAGGCGGCCUGUACGUGCGGAUGGCCCACAGACUCCUCUUCCGCUGGCCAGGCCUCCUCAGCCUGGGCCUUCGAUGCCUGGCCGGUGGUUGCUUCCCCAAACGUGUGUGGCCAGGAUGA